AUGAUGCCUCAUGUGCAGCACUUGCCAGGUGCACACAGUAAAAACCUUUUCUUGAAAGACAAGAAGAAGAAAGGGCUCUGGCUGGUGACGGUUCUCCACGAUAGGCAGGUCAACCUCAACGAUCUGGCGAAGAAGCUGAACGUUGGCAGCGGGAAUCUCCGCUUUGCAGAUGAAGCUUCCAUGAUUGAGAAACUGAAAGUAGGCCAAGGCUGUGCCACUCCGCUUUCCCUCUUCUGUGAUGUCAAAGGAGAUGUCAAGUUUGUCCUGGAUUCCAAAUUUUUAGAAAGUGGUCACGAGAGAGUUUACUUCCAUCCUAUGACCAACUCGGCGACCAUGGGCAUCACCCCUGAUGAAUUUAUGACCUUCUUGAAAAAGACUGGACAUGAUCCUAUCGUAAUACAGUUUGAGGACUAG
Messenger RNA from Staurois parvus, 414 nucleotides. The record is from the annotation of a GenBank genome assembly. Lineage: Eukaryota; Metazoa; Chordata; Amphibia; Anura; Ranidae.